Molecule: messenger RNA, 4373 nt
Organism: Nematostella vectensis (starlet sea anemone)
Lineage: Eukaryota; Metazoa; Cnidaria; Anthozoa; Actiniaria; Edwardsiidae
Product: transcription factor AP-2-alpha
Exons: 7
Coding region: 675-2288 (537 amino acids)
Biological process (GO): regulation of cell population proliferation; regulation of transcription by RNA polymerase II; anatomical structure development
Cellular component (GO): nucleus
Molecular function (GO): DNA-binding transcription factor activity, RNA polymerase II-specific; RNA polymerase II transcription regulatory region sequence-specific DNA binding
Source: RefSeq, a predicted model, not a curated record
GGGCCAGGUUUUGCUAUAGCAGGCGCGCGCUAACAGAUCUAACAAAGCUUUAUACCGCUCGUACUCGAUACCUUUGUAAAGCGUCGAGUAUGAGGACGUUUACGUGUACGAUUCACGCCUCGGCUGUGCGAACGCGCGCGAAUAAAAGCAUAGAACAAUACGCUGAGUGCAUUGGCGCGAUUGCUCCGCCUGCUUGUUUAUAUUCUUCACAUUAUUGGGUGUUGGAUGGCAUUAUUAUACGAUUUGCUUUCAUGAUCUGCCAAUCAGAGGUUAGCUGACGAGUACACAAGUACUAUAUACCAUCAGGGGGUCGCAAUUGAUUUGCAAAUAAUUGGAAACUUUAAUACGACAGAAAAUAAUUAAAAUCUGUCUGGCUUGCCACUCAAACUCUUGUCAAUUCCCAAAAGCAUCUUUUGAAAAGUGAUCGGUAGAGCGAAUGAUGCACAAAGGCCCCACCGCGGCACGAUAUUUUAAACCGAGUUGAUUCUGCGCGUAGUGCGGCAUUCGUAUCUAACCCAUGCGCUAAUUGGUCGAGAAUGUGACAUGUUCAAUUCGGCCGAGUAUUGUUUAGGCCGAUAGAGCUCGAGUCGUCGUAUUGACGUUGAGUACCACCGACUGCUUAUAGCCCCCGAGGACACAAAACAUUCUGCACAGAGCGUGAAUUAGGCUUAAUUAUGACAACUCAGUUGGAUUCGCUGGGAACCAGUCCAAACCAAGCAACAGUCAGGCAAGCAGUCCAACAGGCCGGUAGCAAAGGGAGAAAGCGCUCGCACACUCGUGAUCUAUCCCCACCGUUAACUCCGAUAUCUCCCAACUCAUCUCAUUCAAAGAGAGUAGAGACUUCCUCCUCCGCCUUUGAGUUAAUCGGGACCGAGGAUCGUGGUCUCGGAGGAAUACACGGAGUGAGCACCGCAUCGGCAAGCGUAGCGGGGAAUGGUGUAGUGUCGUCCGCCGCGCAAGUCAGCUCAGCACUUUGUGCCCCACGUCUUACUCACACGCCGCCGAGCGGCCCUCACGACUAUCGCGACGUGCUCGCCGGCCAAAUGCAGGGCCCAGCGCACCAGUAUUACCCUCCGCAGUACAACCCACUCCACUAUCAACAACAACAGCCAAGGUUCGACUUCCAACAUGCGCUCGAACCUUUUCAGCCGUCCGCUCACUCGCAGCAGUUCGGCCAAGGACCACCAGCCUUCCACCCUGUAUCCCAGCAUCAGGUUUUGCCCAACUCGCACGCUUCUGUCGGCCACACGCAGCACCAGAGCAGACAUUUAGGCUUGCGGCAACGCUCCGACGAGCUAGACCCGCUUCAACCCGUCCACAUCAACCAGUUCCCUUCUCCGCUCGAUCACGCUCGUCGGAGGGACACUGCAGAUCUGUUUAGCCCGUCGCGGCGACACGAAAUUCUCCGCUAUGGCAGCGAUUCGAUGAGUUCAGUGCCUUCGGGCGGUCUUCCCCUGCCUUCUGAGACACAGAGCCAUCAUACAAGCAGUGGUGCCAGCAAGAACGGUGACUCAACUCCGACCCAUUCAAACCGAGAAGGGCUUCCCCUCAACCGAAUUAUCAACAAGAAACACAAUCAAGGGCAAGAGAACGAGGUUGAGGAUGGGGACGGACCCGUGCAGCCAUCUGAUGUGUUCUGCUGUGUUCCUGGCCGAUUAUCGCUACUUAGCUCGACCUCCAAGUACAAAGUUACAGUGGGAGAAAUACGAAGACGACUAUCGCAUCCAGAGUGUUUAAACGCAUCGUUAUUAGGCGGAGUACUUCGCAGAGCGAAAUCCAAAAAUGGCGGAAAAUGCCUUCGCGAUAAACUGGACAAGAUCGGACUCUCGCUCCCCGCUGGACGGAGAAAAGCCGCACAAGUCACACUCCUGACUUCACUUGUCGAAGGCGAGGCAGCACACCUAGCGGCAGAUUUCGACUUUGUUUGCGAGUCUGAGUUCCCGGCAUCACAACUCGCAGAGUACCAGUACAGACAACAUGCCGAUCCCGCCGAACAAGGAUCCCGGAAAAACGCCAUAAUGGCGGCCAAGCAACUAGCAAAAGAAUUACAAGAUAUCCUUGCACAAGACCCAUACCCCAAACUUCGUCUACCCACGAGUUCCUUACCAGAAUCUACGUUACGCAGUUUAAACCAGUUUGGACUUGUUACUCACGGGUUUGGUUCACCCUCCAUUAACGCUGCGAUGAAUGCAUUUCAAGCAUAUCUAUCCGAACUGCUUAAAUACCACGAAGGAAAUGUUGGUGGGGGACCAAGAAAUCCAAAUAUCGUAAAAAACGGCGAUCCAUGACACAAGUUUGAAUGUAGCUCUAGAUAUGUUAACCUUGGCAUUGGUUUGCUGGUACUGCACACGUAAGUAAAAAUCUCGAAAUUACGCAUGCGCGCGAGCUGCAACAUCAGACAGACUUGCCCUGCGUCAGCGGAUUCUAAGAACUGAAUUGCAAGAGGUUGUUUAAUUCUACAGUGGUCCGUAUUGACUGCGUUUCACUUCUCAUAAAGUUGACAGUGCUGGGAAGAUAAGUACUGUCGCCGAGAUUCCAAAACUCCGUUAUGGAAGUUUUGUGAAUUUUCUGAAAUAUUUGAACUUUUUUUUUGUGCGCGAAUAGAGGGUUCGAAUGAAAGAUGACGUCACGUUCUAAGCGCACCAUACUGGCUGUGUUCACUUGACUGUAUGAGGUCGAAAGUCUCUCCGUUCUCAAAAGUGUAGAUAGUCCGCCGUCAGUAAGGGUCGAAAGUCCUCCCUCAGUAAGGGUAGAGAGUCCGCCAUCAGUAAGGGUAGAGUGCCCGCCCUUAGUAAGGGUAGAUGGUCCGCCCUCAGUAAGGGUAAAGAGCCCGCCCUCAGUAAGGGUAGAUAGUCCGCCCUCAGUGAGGGUAGAUGGUCCGCCCUCAGUAAGGGUAGAUGGUCCGCCCUCAGUAAGGGUAGAUGGUCCGCCCUCAGUAAGGGUAGAUGGUCUGCCCUCAGUAAGGGUAGAUGGUCCGCCCUCAGUAAGGGUAGACAGUCCGCCCUCAGUAAGGGUAGAUAGUCCGCCCUCAGUAAGGGUAGAUGGUCCGCCCUCAGUAAGGGUAGAUAGUCCGCCCUCAGUAAGGGUAGAUGGUCCGCCCUCAGUAAGGGUAGAUGGUCCGCCCUCAGUAAGGGUAGAUGGUCCGCCCUCAGUAAGGGUAGAUAGUCCGCCCUCAGUAAGGGUAGAUGGUCCGCCCUCAGUAAGGGUAGAUGGUCCGCCCUCAGUAAGGGUAGAUGGUCCGCCCUCAGUAAGGGUAGAUAGUCCGCCCUCAGUAAGGGUAGAUGGUCCGCCCUCAGUAAGGGUAGAUGGUCCGCCCUCAGUAAGGGUAGAUAGUCCGCCCUCAGUAAGGGUAGAUGGUCCGCCCUCAGUAAGGGUAGAUGGUCCGCCCUCAGUAAGGGUAGAUGGUCCGCCCUCAGUAAGGGUAGAUAGUCCGCCCUCAGUAAGGGUAGAUAGUCCGCCCUCAGUAAGGGUAGAUAGUCCGCCCUCAGUAAGGGUAGAUAGUCCGCCCUCAGUAAGGGUAGAUGGUCCGCCCUCAGUAAGGGUAGAUGGUCCGCCCUCAGUAAGGGUAGAUGGUCCGCCCACAGUAAGGGUAGAUGGUCCGCCCUCAGUAAGGGUAGAUGGUCCGCCCUCAGUAAGGGUAGAUGGUCCGCCCUCAGUAAGGGUAGAUAGUCGGCCCUUAGUGAGAAUAGAUAGUCCGCCCUCAGUAAGGGUAGAUAGUCCGCCCACAGUGAGGGAGUCCAUCGCCUAACUCAAGAAGUGUUUGAUUGCAGCAGGUAAGGUGCUUACAGUAUUGUUGGUAUAAAGUUGUGUUAUUUAAAGAGCCUUUGUCAGACGCCAUUUUGUCACCUUAGCAAAAUACCAAAUGUUCUCCAUCGCCUGAUUUGGGGAAGCUUUCCAAUGUUGUCUGAAAACAAUAACAAAGGUGUUGCUGGCAAGGGCUAAAGCUUGCUCCUAUUUCCGCCAUAUAACGAACAUCUCGGGAAUUUAACAAGUGUCGUUAUAUUAAGGGUUGUCUAUAGGAUAUGGCGUCGCAAGCUCUUCCGCGUACUUUAUAUGUAAAACGUUCAAGUCACGCCCUUCUAUCUCAUUUCUUCUCCUGCCUACCAAUGCUGAUGAUUUUAUUUGUAUAUUUUGUGUCACUUGGAUGUAUAUAGUGAUAUGCCAAUGAUAUAAGAGUGAUUUUAAGUAGAAAAUAUAGAGAAUUGUUUCCGAUUUGAUCGUACAUUCGCACGGAUUGAAUCCUUCCGCUGUUUUCAUAUGCUCACACUAGAAGUGUCUUGAUAUCUAUAUAUAUACAGAUUAACACAGAAAUCACAUACUGAAUCAGUUGUCUUGAUGUAAAACUCUAAGAUAUAUUAAAGAUUUCUUCGUCA